Molecule: messenger RNA, 2438 nt
Organism: Paramisgurnus dabryanus
Lineage: Eukaryota; Metazoa; Chordata; Actinopteri; Cypriniformes; Cobitidae
Biological process (GO): regulation of transcription by RNA polymerase II
Cellular component (GO): nucleus
Molecular function (GO): DNA-binding transcription activator activity, RNA polymerase II-specific; RNA polymerase II cis-regulatory region sequence-specific DNA binding
Source: RefSeq, a predicted model, not a curated record
CACAGACAGUAGUAUCAUGUGCUCCUGUGAGAUCACAUAAAAGUUGGGUAAAGGGUUAUUUUUGUCUUUUUUCACCAAUUUUCAAAGCGUUUUGUUGAUAAACUGCAGGAUGUUAAAUGGGUCAGAUGCAACAUCAUAACUGAUCUGUUAUAUUCAAGGAGUACUUUUUCGUUUUUGUUCAUCCUGACUGUGCUGUGACAACAUGGCUAUCGCCUCACUAUCACCUGUGAAGGAAUGUUAUAUUUGCACUUCUUCUUUAAAAGACUCGGUUGUCUUAAGAUGCUGUCACAGUUUGUGUAAAAGCUGCUUACAGAGCUACUGGGAAUUCAACAAGACUCUGGGUUGUCCUGUUUGUUUGAUGGAGACUCGGUGUUCUGUGCUUCUGCAGGAUUUAAGUCUUUCUCACUUCUCAGAUGACAGCAAAAUCAAACCACAUCACGUGAGGAAUGCAAAAAUUGAGAUGAGAGAUCAGUCAAGUGAAACCAGGGUUGAGAAGGUUGAUACAGAUGUGAUGCUCUGGCAAAAUAACUCUAAAGAAGAACCUCCUGAUACAUCCACAACAACUUCUAAGUCACUGAGGUCCAAUCUGUGCUUAAAAUGUGGCAAGAGCUUCAAAAGAAAAUCUGACCUCAGAGCCCACGAGAAAGUGCACAUCUUAGCAAAGCCGCACCAGUGCUCCAUCUGUGGAAGGAGGUACGCUGGUAAACAUGAGCUUACAUUACACAUGCGUCUGCACACAGGUGAGAGGCUGUUUAACUGCUCUUACUGCAACAAAAAGUUCACCAGAAAUAGGUGUUUAAAGUCCCACUUAAGGAACCACACAGGGGAAAAGCCGUUCUCUUGUUCUCAAUGUGGGAAAAGUUUUUCUCAAAAAAGUACCCUAAAAACUCACCUGCAGCUGCAUGCUGGUAAUCUCCCUCAUCAGUGUGAUCAUUGCGGGAAGCUUUUUAACACUGCAGCUGCUAUGAGGAUCCACAAGGUGGCCCACACUGGCGCGAGGCCUUUUCCAUGUCCACAAUGUGACAAAAAGUUUAUAACAAAGAUUGAGCUAGAGACUCACAUGAAUAGCCAUUCGGGGAUCAGACCUUUCAGCUGUUCAGUGUGUAGGAAGAGUUUCCUGAGGAAGCAUGAACUUAACACUCAUCUACUCAUUCACAAGGACGACCGCCCCUUUCACUGCACGCAGUGCGAGAAAAGCUUCAAAAGGAUGAGCCAUCUAACAACACACACAAAGACCCACAGCUCUGACACCCCUUACAAGUGCACCUACUGCAACAAAUCCUUCAAACUUCCCUUCUACCUAAAACUGCAUGAGAGUAUUCACACUGGAGAGAAGCCUUACAGAUGUGAGAAGUGUGGAAAAAGCUUUCGUUUAUCAGGUGAUUGCACCAGACAUCAGGCUGUACAUUCAGAGAAAAAACGGUACAAGUGCUCAAAGUGUGAUAUGAGGUUUCGCUUUAACAGUGGGCUGAGGAGCCACAAAGUCAUUCAUUCUGAGGACAAACCUUACCAAUGUGAGAAGUGUGGAAAGAGCUUUAACAGACUCGAUACCCUAACAAAACACAAGGCGAUCCACACUGAUGAAAGACCUUACAAGUGUUUUCAAUGCGGUUUAGCCUUCAAGUCCUCAUCAAUUCUCCGUGGUCAUCAAAACAUUCACGCCAGGAAGUCCCUGUUCUCCUGCAGCACCUGUGGCAAAACCUUCACUCGCCAGGACGUCUUCAGAAGGCAUCAAGAUGUUCAUGAAGGAAAAUGCAAAUGCUCUGAGUGUGGAAAAUGCCUGAGCUCGGUUGGUAGCUUGAAGAAGCACAUGGAGCAACACUUCGGUAAGAAAAUGUUCCACUGCGCCGAGUGCGAGAAGAGUUUCCGCUCCGUGGCAUACCUGAGGAAGCACCAGAAGAUGGUGCACAUUGAUGAAAAGCCAUAUGUCUGUUUUGACAGUUUUAAUACUGAAGGAAAACUGGUUACUCACAAACUACAACAUUCAGGAGAAAUAAAGCAGGAGAUUGACUCUGAAUGUGUAAAAGAAUUCAUUUGAAGAAAUCAUCUUAAAGAAACAAUACAGCAUUAGUGGAAAUAAAAUGCAAGUAUUGUGUUUGUUUUGAUAAAAGUUGUUACUACUGAGUCACAAGAUCUACUUAUAUUCACAGGUGUAUAUAUGGACUCAAAAUUUUGCACUUUUAGAUGAUGCUUAGUGGUGGGUAAACCUGAACCUUUUGGAAAAUUUAUAGAAAAAUAGGACUCCCUGGAAUGCUUAAUUAAUAACAAUUUUGGAUGUCUACCUAAAUUGGUCUGUUUUUAAUCUGUAACCCUCUCAGUAAACUUCAUUAUAUGUAAUUAUGGUAUGAGAAUAUUGUUUCAAUAAAACUGUGACACCAUAUAUAUAAAUAUUUUGCAUGUCUUAAUGGCAACAUACCUGGCAUUGCUCUACCUUUGAU